AUAAAAUGUACAUCUAUCCAUGUACUAGGAAGUAAAUAAGCGUCAAAAAGAUGGAUACGACUGACACAUAUCCUGUGAACAUUUCAGUUCAGCUUCAAACAAGAUACAAUGUAUACGCAGAAGGCACCUACAUGGACAAUACAUCUCUCUCGAAAACAGAAGAUGCAGGUGUUAAUGGAAUGGAAAUUUAUAAUCUUGCAAAAAGUAUUAGAAAUGUGUGUAUCCCAAUUAUUGUCUUCGUUGGAGUUUUCGGUAAUUUUGUGUCCAUGUCCGUAUUUGCCUCUAACUACCUUCGCCGAUCCUCUUCCUCUACGUUUUUGGUGGCACUGGCCUUAACUGAUAACGUUUUCUUGAUCUGUCUCUUCUUCACCUGGCUUGAUGGUUCUGUUGACAAUAUCCUGACGUCAGUAAGAAUCUGUCAGGUCAUUUCCUAUUUGACCUAUGUGUCAAGCUUCCUGUCUGUGUGGUUUGUUGUCGGAUUUACAUCUGAGCGAUAUAUCGCCAUUUGCCAUCCCUUAAGAUCAAAACUUUUCUGUACACAUGUACGAGAAAGAAUAGCCGUUCUUAUUUUCAUAAUAUUCUCUGUAGUUCUGUACAAUUUCGCGUCUUGGACUACGGAUGUGUACACUUCCGAGAAAUUCACAAGAUGCACCUACAAAUUACAAUACAUCAAAUUUCUCAAUAUUAUCACGUGGCUGGACACUGUUUGUACAAUGAUGAUUCCGUUUACUUUAAUAUUUUACAUGAAUAUGCGUGUUGCAUGUACAGCUGCCAAAUUCCAAGAAAAACGGAAGGCAUGUUUGUUACCAAGGGAUGCCAAACACGUUAAACAUAGAGCGCUUCGAUCAAAACAGCAAAUGCGAGUUACACGAACAUUACUUUUGGUCUCUACUACGUUUUUGGUUUUGAACUUGCCAAGUCAUGUGUUCAAGCUUUCCACUCUUAUCUCUGCUCUCCUACACCCCUCCAACGCUUACAAUAUAAGCAUGGCACAGUACCUUAUACAAGAAAUUUCGCAGUUGCUGUAUUAUACAAGUUUCAGCAUGAACUUCUUUUUGUAUGCGUUAUAUGGAAAGCAUUUUCAGCGAUCUCUUAGUUUUAUGUACGAGUCUCUGCGACUGAAAUUCGGCUGUAGUGACAGAAUGGGAUACAUAGAAAGGACGAGCACUCUAAGGAGCUGGACUUGAUCCCAUGACCAUUUUAAGUCUUGUUCUUUCACUUUUUUCUCGACUUAACACUAUUUUGUAGAAAACAUAUUCUCUUUUCGAUUAUUGAAUGCUUCAAAAUUUUGAAACACUUCAUAGAUAGUUUAACAGGCUGAGGCAAAUUAAUAUUAACAAGUAGAUAAAUAGUAUUCACAUGGUUACUUAACUGAAGAAUCCUUUGAUUGUUUCUUUUAAA
Molecule: messenger RNA, 1401 nt
Organism: Saccostrea cuccullata (small rock oyster)
Lineage: Eukaryota; Metazoa; Mollusca; Bivalvia; Ostreida; Ostreidae
Product: FMRFamide receptor-like
Exons: 2
Coding region: 51-1187 (378 amino acids)
Biological process (GO): G protein-coupled receptor signaling pathway
Cellular component (GO): membrane
Molecular function (GO): G protein-coupled receptor activity
Source: RefSeq, a predicted model, not a curated record